Gadus morhua (Atlantic cod) is the source of this 1201-nucleotide messenger RNA. RefSeq names its product sterol carrier protein 2b (gene scp2b). The record is from RefSeq and is a predicted model, not a curated record. The transcript has 5 exons. NCBI's taxonomy places the organism in Eukaryota, Metazoa, Chordata, Actinopteri, Gadiformes, Gadidae. The coding region runs from base 135 to 560 and encodes 141 amino acids. Gene Ontology annotation, cellular component: cytosol.
GUUUAGUCUGGAGAUCAGUGGCGCUCUGGUGUCGAUUGGUUAUAAAACAAGGAAGUCUGACACACCAUAGCCGCGACUACUGUGCGGACUGCUCCUUCAUUUGAUUCUUACAGACUGUUUGAAGUUCAUUGAAAAUGCCAGAAGUACGCAGCCCUAGACGGCAUAUCCACGCCGUGUUCACCAGUGCCAGCGAAGGACUGGAGGGCUUCAAGUCGCACGCGGUGUUCCAGGAGAUCAACAAGAAGCUGCAGGAGGAAGGAGCAAGUUUUGUCAAAAAGAUCGGAGGUGUGUUUGCCUUUAAAGUAAAAGAUGGGCCUGAUGGGAAGGAGGGGACCUGGUACGUGGAUGUGAAGAACGGAACCGGCUGUGUCCACAACGACACGGCUAAGAAGGCAGACUGCACCAUUGCAAUGUCUGAUACCGACCUUCUGGCCCUGAUGACGGGGAAGAUGAACGCCCAGUCUGCCUUCUUCCAGGGCAAGCUGAAGAUCACUGGGAACAUGGGCCUGGCCAUGAAGCUCCAGUCCCUGCAGCUCAAACCGGGACAGGCCAAGCUGUAGAGUGGUGGAGCACACCUCCAGUCUGCUCCACCAGGAGAGCAACCAUGCACAUCCAACAACCAGGAAACGUCACAACACUGCACUGGCUGCGGUCUUUUACUUCUUCUUAACAGCAACACACACAGUUCCUCUGGUCCAGCAGGUCUCCUUGUUGAGUUCCUACUGGUCUUUAAGAAUGUGGGAGAUGUGGAGGGAUGGAUCCGAAGUCCUCCUGAGUCUUUAUCCUACCUGGCCACUCCCACACAUGACCAGAUACUUAAGUAGAAGUUUCCAACCUGUGAGAUACACUAAAAGUUAUUAGUUAUAAAGGUUAUUUCUUUCAUUUCUCUCUAGGGCUUGAAUCUGUGACUUGUUUGUAGAUAUGAUCAUGUCAUGUGAACGUCAUCACUAUGAUUGUGUGUGUCUGUUAAUGUAGGGUUGAUUUUUCCGCAUCCUUUUAGAAUUAAUUUAAUCUAAGUGCCUGUUCUCACACCUGUAGAUUUUCUUGGGGUAUAUGAAUUAAUUUAAUGAUGAUUUCAACUCUUUGUAACCUGAUAGAAAAUACGGAUUACCCCAUUAAUUCUGCCGUCUCUUUUGCCUUUUAGGGAUUUCUACUAAAUAAGUUGUUUAAAUAAAUACAAUUUCAAAUGGGAGAAUUUUAA